CAGCCACUCACAGGGCGGAAGGCCCGACCGGGGCAGCGGAAGCCCGGGGCCUGCACUUCCGGUGGGGCCGCGCCGCGCGGGGGCGGGUCCACACCGCCCCGUGCGUCACUUCCGGGCGCCUCGAGCGGGGCCGAGUGAUGCUCAUUUUGGAGCGCCAGGGCGCCUCUGACGUCGGCUGACUCGCUCCUCUUCCCUUUCUGCCUCCCUCCGCUCCUUCCUGUGCUAUAUGCACUAAAGGUGCCACCAGAGAGCCCCAGCCAUGGAAGGCAAACCUUUGGUGACCUCGAAACAGAGGACGGAAGUGGUGCGUGGGGUCCCCACCCAGGUGGUCUGCACGGCCUUCAGCAGCCACAUCCUGGUGGUGGUGACCCAGUUCGGGAAGAUGGGCACCCUGGUCUCCCUGGAGCCCAGCAACGUGGCCAGUGACGUCAGCAAGCCCGUGCUCACGACAAAAGUCCUUCUCGGGCAGGACGAGCCGCUCAUCCACGUCUUGGCCAAGCACCUGGGGACGUCCGUGUCCCGGGAAGCCGGGAACAAAGCAGUCCUCCUCGCCGUGGCCCUGAAGGACCGGAGCCUGGAGGGGCUGGCGGCCGUGCGGGAGGUGAUCCGGACGUGCCAGGUGUGGUGAUGCUGCGGCUGGGCGGAGCCCGGCGGGGACGCAGACACGCUCGCCACUCGAACCACUCGAAGACCUGUCUGUAGCAGCCGGGAGGAGCAGCUGCCCCGGCCGCAGCCCCGGAAGCCAGAGGAGCUGUGCACGUCCCCGGCAGACCUAGUUGGGCCUCCGGCACUGUACGUGGAGGCCGCAUUGGGAGAGCCGGGGGCGGUUCUCACCGGGGUCCGGUUAUAUGGGGAAGUGAGAGGCUGAGCCCUCAGUGUACAGUCUGAGCUACUGGAAGAAACUGGUUUUGUAUUAAAGAUGAGUGUGCAACCCAGGCCACUCCACCACCCUUCA
Molecule: messenger RNA, 955 nt
Organism: Phyllostomus hastatus (greater spear-nosed bat)
Lineage: Eukaryota; Metazoa; Chordata; Mammalia; Chiroptera; Phyllostomidae
Gene: PSMG3
Product: proteasome assembly chaperone 3
Exons: 3
Coding region: 260-628 (122 amino acids)
Biological process (GO): proteasome assembly
Source: RefSeq, a predicted model, not a curated record